AUGUUUAAGGUGAGUUUCAGUGGCCUGCGGGAACGUGACGUCGUCAGUGACCUCAAGAAAUCCCUUUUCUGCAUUUGGUUCCAGCUGGUGGUGGUCAUACUGUGCUUCGCCACGCUGCUGGUGUCGACCGGAAGUGCACUGACGAAGGACGAGUACGAGUUCAGUAUCAAGCACGGUUCGUUCGCCGUCCACCAGCGGCAUGUGAACGGUCUGCGGAAGGGCGAGCCGCCCGGCCCGAAAGUGGUGGUGGAAGGACAGAACAGAGACAGUGUCCAGCGCAAGGAACAGUUCUACCCGGGGGGUGAAAGUGCAACCGGUGCCGUAGAUGGUGAGGGUGAAAAGAUCUCCAGCACCCUGGCGCAACCGACGCGCCCCAGUUUCGGUGCCAAAGUGUCCACUGCGAAGCCACCCAUCCAGAGCAUCGACUUUGAGGCCGUGACCCCGGGGCUGGAAGAGGUACCGCUACAGAACAGUGUCUUCACCAGCAGCCAGGGGUACGGUCAGGUGAGAGCUCAAGGUCCCAGCACAUCCUACCAGUCGGUGGAGCAUUACGUCGAGGAAGACGACGAUUCCGACGAGCGGAUCGCGAUCGUGCGACCGAUCAGUGCCGAAGACUUCUACAAAACGCCACAGCUACGCACACCGAACUCCGAACGUGGUCCUGUGCUGUUUCCGAACGAACCAACGACAACGAACCCAACGACGACGACGUCGGCCAAGUCGGCCGGCAAGCUCCUCAAGCCGAUCGCAAACUCCAGUGCGGUGCAGGAAAGUGAAGAGAUCUACCUGCUGCUAAAGUACGAAGCUCCUCGCAAGAAGCCGUCGGGUGAUCGUCAGGAAAGUGACGCGAGCGCUGGACCGCAAGUGGAACUCGAAUCGAGCAACGGUGACCUGCGUCUGCAGGAUGGACGUAUCCGAACCGGCGGUGGUAGCUUCACCACCGUCGGGUACUUCGUGAGUGGCGAAGAAACGAGCACGGUUGCUCCGGUGCCCGGAACUUCGACCGUUAGCUCACCGGAAGCAUCGCCAGAAGUGGCGCGAGGUCGCGCCAAACUACGCAACAGCUACGGUGAACACCUGAACGGGGAUCUCAGUGACUUCGUGAACUCCAUCCGACCGAUCACGGAAAACUCCCAGGAUUCGAGCGGGGACCGUGGAGCGGACGAGCCGACGGGUGCACGCGAGGAAAUCGACGCCAAUCUGGACAUUGCGCAGAUGACGCGCAUCCUGGCCGGCCGGCAGGGUGGCCUGACGAUACCGGAGUUUAACCGGCUGUUCCGGGACUACCUGAAGAAGGACAUCACCGUGGACGAUCUGGAGGACUUUGUCAAGUACGACGGAGAGCAGGAAGGUGCGGACGAGUCCCAGGAUGCACCGACCGCCGAACCGGACGCGACCAAAUCGUUCGACAUUCGGGCGGAGAAUGGGAAAAACGUGGCCACCGUCGCUCCGGUGAAGCUGUCGGACCAGCAACCGAAGGUGCAGGUAAACAAGGGGAUGGCCGGAGGCAAGGCCGGUCGUAAGGAUAAGGUCGUCAAGAUCGGGUACGGUGGAUCGAAGUCGUACCAGGGGGUGUACAAGUCGCAAAAGUUCCUCGAAAAGGUGAAAGCCGAACGCGCUCCGCUCCUGAGCGAUGGGGCAUGGUUUCGGCAACAGCUUCCGGUGCGUGAGGUCGGCCCGAUGGCGUACGUCGAUAAUCCGGUGUUCGGGUUUGCCGGACCACGGCCACGGAUGGGGCCGAUGCGAGGAGCGAUGGACCUGAAGCCCAUCCACCAGGCUGCCAACGGAGUUCACGGUGGCCAAAGCUACGUCAAGUUCCAAAAGAUUAGCUAA
Molecule: messenger RNA, 1833 nt
Organism: Anopheles bellator
Lineage: Eukaryota; Metazoa; Arthropoda; Insecta; Diptera; Culicidae
Exons: 1
Coding region: 1-1833 (610 amino acids)
Source: RefSeq, a predicted model, not a curated record